AUGAGUGACAUUUGGAAAUACAUCAAGGAGCACAUUUCAGAUGAGAAGAAUUAUAUGAUCAAAGGUGAAGAGUUAGAAAUGGGCACACCAAGUUUAAGAGAGAGAGAGAGAGAGGAGAUCGAUCUGACAAGAGUGAAGGAAGAUAAGGAAAGGAGUCUGGGGCCUGCUUGCCAGGAUCUAGCCAGUUCAGGACCAACAUGGCUGCAAGUCACAGAAUCACGAUCUUUGUCAGAAGUACCUGCCAAGUACUGUGAGAAACCCACAAGAGGCUGGAGGUUGGAAACAGAUUUCAGUGGCAGGAGGAGUCUGGGGCCUGCUUGCCAGGAUCUAGCCAGUUCAGGACCAACAUGGCUGCAAGUCACAGAAUCACGAUCUUUGUCAGAAGUACCUGCCAAGUACUGUGAGAAACCCACAAGAGGCUGGAGGUUGGAAACAGAUUUCAGGGAAAAUGGGAAGCUUCCCUUCAUGGCCAUGCUUCGGAACCUGUGCAACCUGCUGCGGGUUGGAAUCAGUGCCCGCCACCAUGAGCUCAUUCUGCAGAGACUCCAGCAUGCGAAGUCGGUGAUCCACAGUCGGCAGUUUCCAUUCAGAUUUCUUAAUGCCCAUGAUUCCAUUGAUGCCCUUGAGGCUCAACUCAGAAACCAAGCAUUGCCCUUUCCUUCUAAUACAACACUGAUGAGGCGGAUACUGACUAGAAAUGACAAGAACCGUCCCAGGCGGAGGUUUCUUUGCCACCUAAGCUGUCAGCAGCUUCGGACAGUAAUGAGGGUACCUGUGAUGUAUGAGAAGCUUAAGAGGGAGAAGCUGAGAGUACACAAGGCCAGGUAUGUAUGCACUGUCUGGGAGCCAAGGGUGGGCAAUUGGGGCUACCCUGGUACAGGCUGGAAGUCAUCUGGGAAGCCCAGCUCUUUUUCUGUAAAGAUUUGCUUGUCAGUCAUCGCAAUGGCUCAGAACUGCCUGGUUUUUUGCACAGCACACCUUGUCUUUAACAUUGUCCGAAAGAGAGAUCAUGAAACGAAAUCUACUCCUGGACCUCCACUCUAUUAUCUGUGA
Mandrillus leucophaeus (drill) is the source of this 1053-nucleotide messenger RNA. RefSeq lists its product as uncharacterized. The record is from RefSeq and is a predicted model, not a curated record. Gene Ontology annotation, biological process: telomere maintenance via recombination. The coding region runs from base 1 to 1053 and encodes 350 amino acids. Gene Ontology annotation, molecular function: telomerase RNA binding; telomerase activity. NCBI's taxonomy places the organism in Eukaryota, Metazoa, Chordata, Mammalia, Primates, Cercopithecidae. The transcript is spliced from 6 exons. Gene Ontology annotation, cellular component: telomerase holoenzyme complex.